Molecule: messenger RNA, 4968 nt
Organism: Eubalaena glacialis (North Atlantic right whale)
Lineage: Eukaryota; Metazoa; Chordata; Mammalia; Artiodactyla; Balaenidae
Gene: PEAR1
Product: platelet endothelial aggregation receptor 1
Exons: 26
Coding region: 809-3931 (1040 amino acids)
Cellular component (GO): membrane
Molecular function (GO): protein binding
Source: RefSeq, a predicted model, not a curated record
CAGAGAAGCGGAGAGGCCUUUUCCCGGUGCUCUUCUCCCAGUCUGGGAUGCUGUCGGUCGGUCCCCGGGUUGUAUCUUUAAUAAGAUAAGAAAGCUGAGGCCGGAGAGGCGGAGUACCCCAAGGCCGCACAGCUGGUGAAGAGUCGAGGAGGGACUCGGGCCCGGGGCCCCUGCUCUUCUCCCCUGCUCAUCCCCUCUCGGCGCCCGAUCCAGGCUGUCGGGUCGGCCCGGCAGCUCGGCCUCAGUGGUCCCACCCCUACACAGCCUCCCUCCCGGGCAUUCUGGAUCUCCCCUCCCCCGGCUCCCGGUUUCCUUGUCAAAACUUCCUGCCUUGGCGAGGGCCCGAGUUCCCACCCCCUUCCUGCCCCCCGCCCCUCCGCGCCCCUCCCCGCCCAGCGAUCCACAACUUUCGGCCACCCCGCCGCUCUCGCAGUCGGCCUGGGGCUCCACGCGGGGACCCCGGCCCUCUGCUCCUCCGGGCCCACCCCGGCGGUCCCCACCCCAGGCGGACGGCGAGAGAGGAUCCCGAGGCAGGGCCUUCCUGCUGCAGGUCUUGUCCAUGUCACCGCAGCCUCGAGCUCCAGAGACAGAUCCAGGCCCAGGCUCCAUAUCCUGAGCACCGGGAUCCCCCAGGACACUCUCUGGGCUCCUCAGGCCCUGGGGCCCAAGGGCCCUGUCACCCUGCCUCUGGCUCACCUGAGUUUCUCAGGCCCCAGGAUGCCAUAGAGGCCUGAGACUUGGUCCUCCAGGUUUGUGGCUGCAGUGCCCCUCACCUGCUCCACACCUGGCCCUGUCACAGGCCUCAGCAAUGUCACUGCCUCUGCGGGCCCUCUUUCUCCUGGCCCUGGGCCUGGGGCUGGCUGGAACCCUCAACCCCAAGGACCCCAACACCUGCAGCUUCUGGGAAAGCUUCACCACCACAACCAAGGAGUCGCACUCCCGCCCCUUCAGCUUGCUCCCCUCGGAGCCCUGUGACCGGCCCUGGGAGAGCCCACACACCUGCCCCCGGCCCACCGUUGUCUACCGGACGGUGUACCGCCAGGUGGUGAAGACGGAGCACCGAAUGCGCCUGCAGUGCUGCCGGGGCUUCUAUGAGAGCAGCGGGGCCUGUGUCCCGCUUUGUGCUUGGGAGUGUGUCCAUGGCCGCUGCAUGGCGCCCAAUCAGUGCCAAUGUGUGCAAGACUGGCGGGGCGACGACUGCUCCAGUGCUUGUGCCCCGGGCGUUUGGGGGCCACAGUGUGACAAGCCCUGCAACUGCGGCAACAGCAGCUCCUGUGACCCCAAGAGUGGGGCAUGUUCCUGUGCCUCUGGGCUGCAGCCUCCACACUGCUUUCGGCCCUGCUCCCCUGGCCGCUACGGCCCUGCCUGCCAGUUCAGCUGCCAGUGCCAUGGGGCACCCUGUGACCCCCAGACCGGAGCCUGCCUCUGCCCCCCAGAGAGAACUGGGCCCAGCUGCGAGGUGUCCUGUUCACAGGACAGUGUUGGCUUCUCCUGCCCCAGCACCCCUCCUUGCCAAAACGGGGGUGUCUUCCAGGCCUCUCGGGGCUCCUGCAGCUGCCCACCUGGCUGGAUGGGCACCAUCUGUUCCCUGCCCUGCCCCGAGGGCUCCUAUGGACCCAACUGCUCCCAGGAAUGUCGCUGUCACAACGGAGGCCUCUGCGACCGGUUCACCGGGCAGUGUCACUGCGCUCCGGGAUACACAGGGGACCGGUGCCGCGAGGAGUGCCCCGUGGGCCGCUUCGGGCAGGACUGUGCUGAGACUUGCGACUGCGCCACCGGCGCCCGCUGCUUCCCGGCCAACGGCGCGUGUCUGUGCGAACACGGCUUCACUGGGGACCGCUGCGCCGAACGUCUCUGCCCCGACGGCCUCUACGGCCUCAGCUGCCAGAUGCCCUGCACCUGCGACCCGGAACACAGUCUCAACUGCCACCCGAUGAGCGGGGAGUGCUCUUGCCUGCCGGGGUGGGCGGGCCUCCACUGCAACGAGAGCUGCCCGCAGGACACGCACGGGCCCGGCUGCCAGGAGCACUGCCUCUGCCUGCACGGCGGCGUCUGCCAGCCCGACAGCGGCCUCUGCCGGUGCGCGCCCGGCUACACGGGCCCGCACUGCGCUAGCCUCUGUCCCCCUGACACCUAUGGGGUCAACUGCUCCGCACGCUGCUCCUGCGAAAAUGCCAUCGCCUGCUCGCCCAUCGACGGCGCCUGCGUCUGCAAGGAAGGUUGGCAGCAUGGUAACUGCUCCGUGCCCUGUCCGCCUGGAACCUGGGGCUUCGGUUGCAAUGCCAGCUGCCAGUGUGCCCAUGAGGCAGCCUGCAGCCCCCAAACUGGAGCCUGUACCUGUACCCCUGGGUGGCACGGGACCCACUGCCAGCUCCCCUGCCUGAAGGGGCAGUUUGGUGAUGGCUGUGCCAGUCGCUGUGACUGUGACCAUUCUGAUGGCUGCGACCCUGUUCACGGACACUGCCAGUGCCAGGCUGGCUGGACAGGUACCCGCUGCCACCUGCCCUGCCCUGAGGGCUUCUGGGGAGCCAACUGUAGCAACACCUGCACCUGCAAGAAUGGGGGCACCUGCAUCCCUGAGAAUGGCAAUUGUGUGUGUGCACCUGGAUUCCGAGGCCCCUCCUGCCAGAGAUCCUGUCAGCCCGGCCGCUACGGCAAACGCUGUGUGCCCUGCAAGUGUGCUAACCACUCCUCCUGCCACCCUUCGAAUGGGACCUGCUACUGCAUGGCUGGCUGGACAGGCCCUGACUGCUCCCAACCGUGCCCUCUAGGACACUGGGGGGCCAACUGUGCCCAGCUCUGCCAGUGUCGCCAUGGUGGGACCUGCCACCCCCAGCAUGGGAGUUGUUUCUGCCCCCCAGGCCGGACCGGACAUCUCUGCUUGGAAGGCUGCUCUCCAGGGAUGUUCGGCGCCAAUUGUUCCCAACCAUGCCAGUGUGGUCCCGGAGAGAGGUGCCACCCAGAGACUGGGGCCUGUGUGUGUCCCCCAGGGCACAGUGGUGCCCCCUGCAGGAUUGGAAGCCAGGAGCCAUUCACCAUGACGCCUACCUCUCCGGUGGCCUAUAACUCACUCGGGGCAGUGAUUGGCAUUGCAGUGCUGGGAUCCCUGGUGGUGGCCCUGGUGGCGCUGUUCAUUGGCUACCGCCAUUGGCAAAAAGGCAAGGAGCACCAGCACCUGGCAGUGGCCUACAGCAGCGGGCGACUGGACGGCUCUGAGUACGUCAUGCCAGAUGUCCCUCCGAGCUACAGUCACUACUACUCCAACCCCAGCUACCACACCCUGUCACAGUGCUCACCUAACCCCCCGCCCCCUAACAAGGUUCCAGGCAGUCAGCUCUUUGCCAGCCUCCAGGCCCCUGAGCGGCCGGGUGGAGCCCUGGGGCAUGAUAUCCACGCCACGCUGCCUGCUGACUGGAAGCACCGCCGGGAGCCCCCUCCAGGGCCUCUGGACAGGGGUAGCAGCCGCCUGGACCGAAGCUACAGCUGUAGCUACAGCAACAGGAAUGGCCCUGGCCCCUUCUACAGUAAAGGGCCCAUCUCUGAAGAGGGGCUGGGGGCCAGCGUGGCUUCCCUGAGCAGUGAGAACCCCUACGCCACCAUCCGGGACCUGCCCGGCCUGCUAGGGAGCCCCCGGGAGAGCAGCUACAUGGAGAUGAAAGGCCCUCCCUCAGGGUCUCCCCCAAGGCAGCCUCCUCAGCUCCGGGACAGCCAGAGGCGGCGACACCCCCAGCCGGAGAGAGACAGUGGCACCUAUGAGCAGCCCAGCCCCCUGACCCAUGACCGAGACUCUGUGGGCUCCCAGCCCCCUAUGCCCCCGGGCCUGCCUCCUGGCCACUAUGACUCACCCAAGAACAGCCACAUCCCUGGACACUACGACUUGCCUCCAGUACGGCAUCCCCCGUCACCCCCACUUCGGCGCCAGGACCGUUGAGGAGCCAAGAUGGUGUGCAGAGGUCAGCACACCGGUUCUUCGCUGCUCAAGGCUGAGGACAGAGCCCGCUGUACCCUGCCAGGAGCGGGGAGAGGACUGGCCGGCCAUGAACACGAACAUGUUUAAUAGAGGAAGUGAAUGGAGAGGAGAUGGGAGCCUGGCUCCCAGGUUCUACCAUGGGAAACACUGGUCAGCAGGAAACCUGUGUUCCUUUCCCCCAACCCAUUGCUCCCCAAGGCCCCCAGGGCCCUGUAUACAUAAACUGGCGGGUUGAAUGUUGCUGGAUAACUCUGAUUUCAGAUUGCUGUAAGAAGUGUAUAUUGGGUAACUUUUCUGUGCACUCCCGGGCUAGGCUCUGUGUGUGCGUGCAUGCGUGUUUUCAGAGGGGUACCAGGCACUGAUCCUGUCCUGGGGCACUCACUAUAUAGUGGAGAGGCAGCCCAAACCCAGUUAACUCUGGAAAUAGCCUGACUGGCCUCCCUGCAUUCGUUUGGUACUCCCGCCAACCAACUGCUUCAAAAUACAAGCUGGUUAGGUUACCCCUGCCUGAAAGUCUCCGUGGGUGCCCCAUGGCCCUUGGGCUACAGUCAAAAUUGUCCAAAGCCUUAAAGGCUUUGCUGGCCUGGCCUGCCUGUCUCUUCAGCCUCACUCUGAACUGUGUUCCCUGCCACUCUGCUCCAGUCACACUGGCCUCUACGUCCUCCUAUCAGCCACACGUCUUCCUACUACAGGGACUUGGCACAUCUGGAAUGCUCUUCCUCCCCCACUCACCUGUUAACUCCUGCUUGUCCUUCACACCCCGUGUUCUCUUUCACAGCACUGAUUACUGAUGCGUUCAUGCACCAGUUACCUGCAGAAGGCCUACAGGGUGCCAGGCACUUCUGUAAUGUGUUGCUUUUUAGUGUGAUUAUUUGAUUAAUCUCUGCCUCCCCCACCAGACUCUAAGUUCCCUGAAAGCAGGAAUCCUGUGUUUAUGUUCAACAUUGACUCCCCUUGGCACGUGAUAGGCACUCAAUAAAUGUUCCCCCAAAGGCUGA